Scleropages formosus (Asian bonytongue) is the source of this 607-nucleotide messenger RNA. It is a transcript of the gene ece2a, whose product is annotated as endothelin converting enzyme 2a. Gene Ontology annotation, molecular function: S-adenosylmethionine-dependent methyltransferase activity. The transcript is spliced from 2 exons. The record is from RefSeq and is a predicted model, not a curated record. NCBI's taxonomy places the organism in Eukaryota, Metazoa, Chordata, Actinopteri, Osteoglossiformes, Osteoglossidae. Bases 81 to 557 code for a protein of 158 amino acids.
GCUCCUUGAGCUUCGACUUAUACCAAAAAGGCUUCUCUUCCAUCACGAAUAUUGACUACUCGGGUGUUUGCAUCGAGACGAUGGCCCGGAGGCAUGCUGACUGCCCAGGCAUGCGGUGGCUGAAGAUGGAUGCUCGACACCUGGCCUUCUCUGAGGGCACCUUUGAGGUGGUGCUGGAGAAGGGCACUUUAGAUGCUAUGAUGGUGGAAGAAAAGGACCCCUGGAGUGUUUCUGCAGAAACAGCUGGUUUACUUCAGCAGGUGUUGAAGGAGAUCAGCCGGGUGCUGAAACCAGGGGGUCGGUUCAUCUCCAUCACAUUUGCCCAGCCCCACUUCCGGAGGAGGCUGCUGGCCCGCCGUGAGUAUGGCUGGUCCGUCCAGACGCACAGCUAUGGUGUGGGUUUCCAGUACUUCUUGUAUGUUUUAACCAAGGGAGAGACACUGAACCCUGAAGACCAGGCGCUGGAGGACAGGCUUAUGGAGGACAAGGAACCCCGAACUGUGGUGCACCUGCAGGAGCCUGACUCAGAGGACUUCCUGAGCAGAAUUGGUAUCUAGGGCAGUUGGCAUCAAAUGCCUACUGAGGUUUUACCUUCCUUUGGUAUACU